Molecule: messenger RNA, 1429 nt
Organism: Mercurialis annua (annual mercury)
Lineage: Eukaryota; Viridiplantae; Streptophyta; Magnoliopsida; Malpighiales; Euphorbiaceae
Exons: 9
Coding region: 96-1265 (389 amino acids)
Source: RefSeq, a predicted model, not a curated record
AUCUAAACCAUAACCAUUCCACAGACAAAGAUAUGGAGAGCGGCACUGACACAAAUUUAUUAUCAUCUCCUUGAGCUUCUUCUUCUUCUUCUUCCAUGGCACUGUCUCAAAACAAUCCCUUCAUUCUCUCUACAACCAAAUCCAUAGCCACCAGCCAUGCCACAGCAAGGCCUAGCUCAAGAAGAUCAGGUUCAGUUCUUGUUACUAAAAUGGCUAUGGCAUAUGAAGAAGGUGAGCUAGAAAGACCCAAAUGGGCCGGCCAGACUCCGCUUUCCCGUCUUGUCGGAGCUCUACUCUCCAUCAAGCCAUUGUCUGCAGUUCUCAAGCUUGGUGCUAGACAAGUUCUCAUCAGUACAGCUGAGAAGAAGAAUAUUCCGUGGAGGGAAAUUAGGAAAGAGAUUUUGGAAUCUGAUGUGUAUAAGGAGAUUGAGAGCAUUCAAAACCCUUCAAUUGUAUAUCCUGAUUAUUAUCGCAGCCCGUUUCAUGGAUACGAUGAGGGAAAUCUUUCAUGGAUGGAAAAAGUAUGUGCCGCUAGCGCGGAAACAGAAAUGCUGAAACAAAAAAUACAAAAACAGAAAACGCAAGAGGCGGCAGCAGAAGCAGAACCUGCAACAAUGUCAAUGGUGAGACGAUCAUUACCAAAUGUAGCUUCACUAGAAGAAGGAAUUCAAAUUCUUCGUGGGAACGUCCUUAAAACAAUCACACAACAACAUCAAACAUAUUCAGGGAAGUCCGUAAUAGAUGACAUUCUAGAUAUUGGAUGCUCUGUAGGUGUUAGUACAAGAUUUCUUGCUGACAGUUUUCCUUCUGCAAAAGUCAGUGGACUUGAUUUGUCUCCACACUUUCUUUCGGUAGCUCAAUUCAAGGAAAAAAAGAGCGCGCCUAGAAAGAAUCCAAUUACCUGGAUACAUGCUAAUGGGGAAGACACAGGCUUGCCCUCCAAAUCAUACGACCUUAUUACUAUUUCGUUUGUGAUUCAUGAAUGUCCCGAAAGAGCCAUAGUUGGUUUGAUAAAGGAAGCAUCCCGGCUGCUUAAACCCGGAGGCACCAUAGCUUUGACUGAUAUAGCGCCCAAGUCAAAGAUCCUUCAGGAAUUGUCUCCGGUUCUGUUUACAUUAUUGAAGAGCACUGAGCCAUUUUUGGAUGAAUAUUAUUUGACUGAUCUAGAAGGGAGAUUGAAGGAGGCCGGAUUCCUACAUAUACAAUCACUACUCACAGAUCCACGCCACCGGACUGUAACCGCAACUGCUCCUCCGUCUGUGUAAAUCCUGCAUUAGCUAGCUCCAAAGACUUCCGCUUCUGAUUAUGCAGUGCUCGUAUUAGUCCUCCUUCUAUAGUUUUAUAUAACCAACUCACUCAAAGACUGGCCUUGGAUUUGAUUGUUUCUCUUGUUUAUUAAGUAUAAUUUAAGUCAUUAGCCAUUCAUAAA